Molecule: messenger RNA, 7191 nt
Organism: Talaromyces amestolkiae
Lineage: Eukaryota; Fungi; Ascomycota; Eurotiomycetes; Eurotiales; Trichocomaceae
Exons: 5
Coding region: 1-7191 (2396 amino acids)
Biological process (GO): fatty acid biosynthetic process
Molecular function (GO): 3-oxoacyl-[acyl-carrier-protein] synthase activity
Source: RefSeq, a predicted model, not a curated record
AUGGAUGGGUCUACCUUAUUUCAUUCUCAGGAACAACAUCCAACACUCCUGGUAUUCGGUCCUCAAGCUCUCAACUUUGAUAUCGUAGCUUUCCAAAAGCUUCGGACUCAGCUACAUGAGGAAGCUCAGCACCAAUGGGCACUCGAAGUAGUUCAUGAAUUACCCAGUCAUUGGGAGACGGUCUCCAAGAAGAUCAGUCUUUUUCAAUAUAUAGAUGGCAAACAACAAUUAGAAGAGCUCAGCGCAGCUUUAGACAAUAGCGAACUACCAUUAUCCUCAUUUCCGCUUUCGAACAUCCUUCUCAGUCCCUUGGUGGUAAUUGCUCAAUUGACCCAAUACAGGGACUUUUUGCACGCUGCUUUUCCAGAGCUGAAGGAAACUGACAGGUUUCCUGCAUGCUUAGCGAGCAGCAUAGAGACGCUGGGUUUGUGCACGGGCACUCUAGGCGCAUUUGCAGUGGCUUGCUCGUCUACAUUAGCGGAGCUUUACAUUUAUGGAAAGACAGCGGUUAGACUGGCGAUGCUGCUCGGUGCCUUGGUGGAUGCAGAAGAGUCGUCGCCAACGAGUGAUGGGAAAUCAUCAUCGUUUUCGGUCUCUUGGAACUCUGUCAAGUCGGAUGAGGUGUUGACGAGCAUUCUGCAAAAAUUUGAUGAGUGGCAGACCUACAUUUCUGUAUUCGUAGACGAGAAGCGAGCUACAGUGACAACAUCCGAAAAAACAGCUUCUCUAUUAAUCCAGGAAUUGAAGGCGGCUGGUCUUCACAUUACACCAGUUGCGCUCCGUGGACGCUUCCACUGGCAAAAGCACGAGAAACUCGCGCAACAACUAUUCCAGUUCUGCAACGUUCACCACAACUUCCAAUUUCCGGAGACGUCAAAGUUGCAUUUUUCGACUAGGUCAGCCGCAGGUGGGCAAUAUAUCACCACAGGCGACCUGCAUAUUUUGGCCCUUCGAACAGUGCUUCUUGAACAAGCGCGGUGGUACAAGACUGUCAGUGUUACCUACUCAUCUCAAUUUGGUUCAAACGAUUCUUCAGUGGUAUGUUUCGGCUCAGAGCGUUGCGUUCCACCUAGUAUCGCGCGAAAGCUUGGAUCUCGUUUGAUUUAUGCCUCAGAGAUCGAUCUAAAGACCUCCUCAAAGCCCGCACAACUAUUUGGCAAUACUAAGACCAAAGACCCGAAAGAUUUACCCGACGACCGUAUUGCCGUCAUUGGAAUGGCUGCACAGGUCCCUGGCGCCGAGGACAUCAUAGAUUUCUGGAAAGUCCUGACUGCAGGCAAAUCUCAGCACAGAGAAAUCCCCACACAACGGUUCGAGAUGGAAACUGUAUGGCGAGAAUCUGAUCCUAACCGCAAGUGGUAUGGCAACUUUAUCGAUGCAUAUGACGCCUUUGAUCAUAAAUUCUUCAAAAAGAGUCCCCGAGAAAUGGCAUCUACAGAUCCCCAGCAUCGAUUGAUGUUGCAAGUCGCCUAUCAAGCCGUUGAGCAAUCCGGGUAUUUUGCGUCGGACUUUGACAAACAUAUCGGAUGUUAUAUGGGAGUCGGUAAUGGUGACUACGAGAGCAACAUUGCGUGUCAUCCUGCCAACGCAUAUUCAGCUACUGGUAAUCUCAAAAGCUUCCUCGCGGGCAAAAUUAGCCACUACUUUGGUUGGACGGGGCCCAGUCUCACUCUCGACACGGCCUGUUCGUCGUCGAGUGUAGCAAUUCACCAAGCUUGUCGUGCUAUUAUCAACGGCGAAUGCACUACUGCCCUUGCCGGUGGCGUCAAUAUGCUCACGGGUCCUGACUGGUAUCACAACCUAGCUGGUGCGUCCUUCUUGAGCACUACGGGUCAAUGCAAACCAUUCGACGCCAAGGGUGACGGCUACUGCCGCGGUGAGGGUGUUGCCGCCGUGUAUCUGAAGAAACUUUCCUCCGCGAUAGCUGAUGGCGAUCACAUCUACGGUGUGAUCGCGGCCACGAAGGUCUACCAGAAUCAGAAUUGCACUGCAAUCACAGUCCCAAAUGCAAUCUCGCUAUCUCAACUAUUUGGAGAUGUGGUACGACAAGCCAGGCUCGACCCGAAAGAGGUCUCGGUCGUAGAGGCUCACGGGACUGGAACAGCAGUCGGUGAUCCUGCAGAAUACGACGGAAUACGGAAAGUCUUUGGUGGGCCGGAUCGUCCCAACAUCCUAUCUUUGUCAUCUGUCAAAGGUUUGGUCGGUCAUACCGAAUCCGCUUCUGGAGUGGUUUCAUUGAUCAAAACGCUCCUCAUGAUACAAGAAGGAGUGAUUCCCCCUCAAGCAAGUUUCACAACCAUCAAUCCAUCGCUCAAUGCUGUGCCUGAAGAUAAGAUCAAUAUCUUCACACAGGCUAAACCAUGGGAUGUUGACUUCCGAGCGGCUCUCAUCAACAACUAUGGUGCAUCCGGUUCAAAUGCUUCGAUGGUUGUUACCGAGGCGCCCAGUGUCCAUUCUUCAAAAUCUGCCACGCCAUCCGCAAAGAAGCACCCAUUCUGGUUCUCUGGUUCCGAAGAGAGUCAUGUUCGCGCCUAUAUCGCCAAACUCAAGGUAUUCUUGCAGCAGAAAAUUGCAUCAGGAACAGAGCCUGCACUAGGUGAUCUUUCCUAUCAAAUUUCCCGACAGUCAAAUCGUUCUCUUCAACGAGGUUUGAUUAUCGAUGCUAGCUCUUGUAGCGAUUUGGUCACGAAAAUCGAUGGGAAUCCAGCAACUACUCAAAUUCAAAGUGCCAGGCCUGUGAUUCUGGCCUUUGGCGGGCAGAUCUCCACCUGUGUUGGCUUGGAUAAGGAAAUAUAUGAAGGCAUCGCCGUCAUCAGAAACUACUUGGAUCAAUGCGAUGCGAUGUGCAAAUCACUCGGACUCGAUUGUAUCUUCCCUUCUAUAUUCCAACGAUCACCCAUCGAGAAUAUCUUGCAGCUUCAACUCGCACUGUUUUCCACGCAGUACUCUUGUGCCAUGGCAUGGAUUGAAAGUGGAGUGAAAGUCGCUGCAGUGGUUGGCCACAGUUUUGGCGAGUUGACUGCUCUAUGCGUCUCUGGCGUAUUAUCGUUAAAGGAUGCUAUCAUUAUGGUGGCUGGUCGAGCACAGCUCAUCCAGAAUACAUGGGGUGCCGAAAAGGGCUCUAUGAUUGCUGUUGAGGGAAACUUUGCAGAUAUCACUACUUUAUUGGACAAAGCUAAAGCUUCUAUAUCUGAGACCUUGUCCGGAAAGAAGUUAGAGCCAUCGAUCGCCUGUUACAAUGGUACCAGGAGUUUUACACUCGCUGGAACCGCUAAGGCGAUGGAAAUCGUGAAAACCCUGGCUGAUACCGAUGCCACAUUUUCAGAACUAAAAGUCAAGGCCCUCAAUGUGACAAAUGCUUUCCACUCAGAUCUGGUCAAUCCAUUGGUAAACGACCUUGAAGCCCUGGGAAAGACUCUAACAUUCAGACGGCCGUAUAUUCGACUGGAGAGGAGUACUGAGUUCAAGAGCACAAACGAGAGUCUGAGCGCCGAAUUUGUCGCGAACCAUAUGAGACAGCCUGUGUUCUUCAACAAUGCCGUACAACGACUAGCUACAGAUUAUCCAGAGGCCAUUUGGCUUGAAGCUGGUUCCAACUCGACCAUCACAAACAUGGCCCGUCGCGCUCUGGGACAACCAACUUCAUCACACUUUCAACCUAUCAAUGUCACCACCGAUGGUUCUUAUGAUAUGCUAGUCGAUUCAACCAUGAAGCUCUGGAAGGAAGGUCUAAAUGUAUCUUUCUGGGCACAUCAUCCCUCGCAAAAGUCAAAACACAAACCUAUCAUUCUCCCACCUUAUCAAUUUGAAAAGUCAAGGCAUUGGAUGGAAUUGAAGAAGUCUAUUCAACCAACGACUACGAUAGUCCAAGAAGCUCCAGUACCCGAAUUGCCAAAGGGUCUUACCACUCUUGUCGAAUCACAGGACCACUCCCUUCGAUUUAGAGUCAAUACGGACUACGAAAAAUUUGUCCAUCUUGUUUCAAGCCAUGUCCUCGUUGGUACCGCCGCAAAUCUAAGCUACGUGCCCGAGACGCAGACCAUCAAGUAUUUCAAUCCCUUGGUUGUCGAACAAUUCAAAACGGUAUGGCUUGACGCUGAUGCUCGGGACGCCGAAGGGCUUAUCUGGGAUUGGAAGUUGAGCGCUACAGAAAUCACUGGUCGAGGCAUGACUCAAUAUACAACCGGAACAAUCCAGUUCCGACCAGCAAAUGACAUCCAAGCCAAGAAUGACUUUGAUAGACUCGAGCGUAUGGUUGGGAGGAAGCGGUGCCUGCGUCUUCUGGAAAGCAACGAUGCCGAAGAAUUGCUCACCGGCCGCAAUAUCUACCGUGCUUUCUCAGAGGUAGUCAACUAUAAAGAGGCCUACCGCUUCGUGACAAGAAUUGUUGGCAGUGAGGAUUUGUCGGCUGGGCGAGUAGUCAAGUUGCACGAAAAGGAAACAUGCCAAAGCAACAGGGUUACCAAGAAGAUAGUCGUCAAAAAACCGGCAAAGGCGCAAGGACCUGACAUUUCAAAGGCGGCGCGCGAAAUCCUCUGCAACCUCUCAGGGCUCGAGCCGGACGAGAUAAAAGAUGACUUUCAAAGUCUGGUAACAUGUAUUCGAUCCACGCUGGGGAUUGACGAUGAAACUUCAGAUGAUGAUUCGGACGAAGUUCAGACUCCCACCGAGGAAGACAUGCCUGAAGUCAAUGGAAUUACUCCUCGUAUUAAUGGCACAAAUGUCAUUAGUGGUAUCAACAGUGAUAGUCAAUCCGCAAAAAAGUCUCUCCUACCCGGAUCGCUUGUGCUUGACGUUUUCCGCGAGGCCAAAGAAGCGACUGACACUUUUAUCGCUAACGGUAACUUCGCCAUGUAUCAUGACAAAGUCAUGCCACGGUCAAAAGCACUUGUCAUUGCACAUGUUCUGAAUGCAUUUGAAGAGCUUGGCUGUCCAAUCCGGUCUGCAGUGUCUGGUCAAAAGCUCGAACGUGUGCCCUAUGUUCCCAAACAUGAACAAUUCAUGAACUUGAUCUAUAACCUUGUGAGAGAUGCUGGAUUGAUUGAUAUCAACGGCUCAGAGAUCACACGGACUGCUGUUGCAGCACCACCUCCCGAGGCUGCGGACACCUUAUUGGAAGAACUGUUACGCGACGGGCCGGUUCACGCAGCCGAACACAAGCUCACAGCUUUGAUAGGACCUAAGUUAGCCGACUGUCUUAUUGACAAAGCAGAUGGCCUGAACUUGAUCUUUGGAACUCCUGAAGGUCGCGAGGUCGUGUCAGAGAUGUAUGCUAAGUCGCCCAUCAACUUGGUGUGGAUUGAGCAAGCAAAAUACUUCUUUGAGCAACUUGUCAGCCGCCUUCCUGCAGGAAACGAGCCCUUGCGUAUUCUCGAGAUGGGGGCAGGGACAGGCGGAACCACUUCGAAUAUCGUUCCACUGUUAGCUCGACUGGGUGUGCCCGUAGUAUAUACAGUGACCGACAUCUCCUCUUCCCUAGUUGCAGCAGCCCGCAAGAGGUUCAAGAACUAUCCAUUCAUGGAGUUCAAAGUGGUCAACAUUGAAGCUACUCCAGAUCCUAAGCUUCUGCACAGUCAGCAUAUUGUCUUGGCUACCAACUGCGUGCAUGCCACGCGAGAUCUGUCUGUCUCUACCAGAAAUAUCCACCAACUUCUGCGACCGGAUGGAUUUCUGUUGAUGUUGGAGAUGACCGUACAGGUGCCCUGGGUCGAGUUCACUUUCGGUCUCAUAGAAGGGUGGUGGCUGUUUGAGGAUGGUCGCACACACGCGCUAUCCCCUGCAACGUACUGGGAGAAGGUUUUACGCUCUGUCGGAUACGGCCACGUCGACUGGACGGAAGGAAAGCGGCCUGAAUCUGGAAUUCAGCGACUUAUCAUUGCCCAUGCGUCAGAUCCAAGGUAUGAUAAUCGCGAACCCGAGUCGUUCCUUUCCCUGUCUCCGAGCACAGCAUUAACAGACAGUUCAGGUCGCCAAUCGGACAUUGAUCGCUAUGUCCGGGAAUACACGAAAUUCUUUGAUGCUGAGCUCGAUACUAAACCAACAUUUGGUCUCGCUUCGAGCGCAAGGUGCGUCUUGGUUACUGGUGCCACUGGGAGUCUAGGUGCCCACAUCGUCGCCUACUUGACUCAACAGCGGCCCGAUGUUGACAGUGUAAUUUGUCUGAAUCGACCCAGCACUACCGAAGCAAACACACGCCAGCGUCAGUCAUUCGAAGCAAAAGGGAUCUUUUUCGACCAGGAAUCUCUGUCCAAGAUUCGAGUCCUUGAAGCAGACACCAGUAAACCCUGUCUCGGACUACCCUUGGAGACAUAUCAAAAUCUCGUCAGUAAGGUCACGCAUGUGAUUCACAACGCCUGGCCCAUGAGCCUCACACGGACGAUUCAUGCCUAUGAGACACAGUUCAAGGUGAUGCGAAAUCUCAUCGAAAUAGCGACACAAGCCACUGCCAAUCGCUCAUCCACAUUUAGAUUUGGAUUUCAGUUCAUUUCCUCGAUCGGGGUAGUUGGCACACAUCCUUUAUUGACAAACCGGCCGCUGGUUCCUGAGGAACCUAUGACGGCACGUUCAAUCCUGCCGGUGGGAUAUUCAGAAGCAAAGCUAGUCUGCGAGCGUAUGCUGGCUAAGACAUUGAAUUGCCAUCCGCACCGAUUCCGAGCAAUGACGGUACGGAUCGCACAGAUCAGUGGAUCCACCACAACUGGAUACUGGAACCCAGUCGAGCACCUUGCCUUUUUGAUCAAGUCGUCUCAGUCACUGAAGGCUCUCCCAGAUUUAAAGGGCAAUCUUUCAUGGUGCCCUGUCGAUGAUGUAGCGGCUACACUAGGCGAGUUGCUCGUCUCUGAAACGAACCCGUAUCCCAUUUACCACAUUGAGAAUCCUUCACGCCAGCCAUGGGCAGAAAUGACGGCGAUGCUGUCUGAUACGCUGAAAGUCCCUCGCAAUCAGAUCAUUCCGUUCAAUGACUGGGUGGAGCGAGUUCGCAAUCACAAUGGUCCGAUUGCUGAGAAUCCUGCCAAGAACCUGGUCGAAUUUUUUGAUGAGCAUUUCAUUCGGAUGUCGUGCGGUGGACUGGUCUUGGAUACCAUUCAGACUAGAGAGCACUCUACGGCUUUGCGUAUGAGGGGCCCCGUGAGUCGUGAGCUUGUGUCGAAAUACAUCACCGCAUGGAAACGGGCUGGGUUUCUGUCAUGA